AACGUUUCAGACCCACUCGUCUCCUUCCUUUUUAUCUCUCUCUUUCUCCGAUGGAGACACGACCAUCCUCAUCUUCUCUUUCACCGGCGACGAAUCUUAACCUCGACAGACUCAAAGUUCUAAAACUCCUCGGAAAAGGCGCCACCGGAACAGUCUUCCUCGUCCACGACUCUGUUUCCGACUCCUCUGUUUCUUCUCCCUUCGCUUUAAAACUCGUCGACAAAUCCUCCGCCUCUUCUCUCCGCCGUGCACGGUGGGAAAUUCAGAUCCUUCAACGUCUCUCCGAUGACACAAACCCAAACCCUUUUCUCCCAAAACUCUUAGCUUCUUCAGAAUCCUCUGAAUUCAUCGCAUGGGCUUUACCUUACUGCUCCGGCGGCGAUCUAAACGUCCUCCGUCACCGUCAAAACGACGGCGUUUUUAGCUUCUCUGUUAUUAAAUUCUACUUAGCUGAAAUCGUCUGUGCGCUUGACCACCUUCAUACCAUGGGCAUCGCGUAUAGAGACUUGAAACCUGAGAAUAUACUUCUUCAAGAAUCGGGUCACGUGACUUUAACCGAUUUUGAUCUCUCUUGUAGUCUCAAUAAACCCACCCGACCCGAGUUUUAUCUAUCCGACCCGGAACCGGAUCCGAACCCGGAAUCGAAGCUCAGUCAUCAUAAGAGAAGUCUGAGAAUUUUCCGGCAGAAGAAGAAGAAGACGAAAUCAGCUCGUGUUAACCCGAUUACACGACGGAGACUGAGUUUUUCCGGCGGUGAACGGUCAAAUUCUUUCGUCGGAACUGAUGAGUAUAUAUCGCCGGAGGUAAUUCGCGGCGACGGACACGAUUUCGCCGUCGAUUGGUGGGCUCUCGGUGUUUUAACGUACGAGAUGAUGUACGGAGAGACACCGUUCAAAGGAAGAGGCAAGAAGGAAACUUUUCGUAACGUGUUGAUGAAGGAACCUGAAUUCGCCGGAAAACCGUCGGAUUUAACCGAUCUGAUCCGUCGUUUGCUGGUUAAAGAUCCGGCGAAGCGGUUAGGUAUCCGGCGAGGAGCGGCGGAGAUAAAGGAGCAUGCUUUUUUCAGGGGAGUGAGGUGGGAUUUGUUAACGGAAGUGUUAAGACCUCCGUUUAUUCCGUUGAGAGAUGACGGAGAAUUGACGGGAAAAGUAACGGCGGAAAGUGGGUUUGGUAUAAAGGAAUAUUUCGAGAAACUGAAAACGCCGCCGUUACUGUUACCGCACGAGUGUCCUGAAAACAAUCCGUUUGUUGAUUUCUGAUCCACGCGUGGGAGAAUCUAACACACGUAUAAUAGUUUUUAGAUUCUCUUUUUUUCUUUUCUUGUUCUGUUAUUUAGCUUUUCUGAUUUUGAUGUGUAUAAAAAAAUAAUUGUUAG
Molecule: messenger RNA, 1375 nt
Organism: Arabidopsis arenosa
Lineage: Eukaryota; Viridiplantae; Streptophyta; Magnoliopsida; Brassicales; Brassicaceae
Source: the annotation of a GenBank genome assembly